This is a messenger RNA of Diospyros lotus (date-plum), 357 nucleotides long. RefSeq lists its product as uncharacterized. The transcript has a single exon. NCBI's taxonomy places the organism in Eukaryota, Viridiplantae, Streptophyta, Magnoliopsida, Ericales, Ebenaceae. Bases 1 to 357 code for a protein of 118 amino acids. The record is from RefSeq and is a predicted model, not a curated record.
AUGAUCUCUAUAUCAAGAGGUCCAAAUGUGCUUUUAGUGGAGUAUCUAGGGCAUGUGAUCUCAGAAAAUGGGGUCAGCACCGACCCUGGCAAGAUAGAGGCUAUGUUGAAUUGGCCAAAACCCAAAUCAGUCAGAGCUUUAAGGGGGUUCUUGGGCCUCACUAGUUACUAUCGCAGAUUUGUCAAGGGAUAUGUUGUUAUUAGUAAGUCCUUAAUAGGGCUCUGGAAGAAAGAAGGGUUUAAUUGGGGUGAUGAAGCUGACAUAGCCUUUGAAAGGGUAAAGGAAGCAAUGAGUAGAGUUCCCACUUUCGGGCUACUUGAUUUUGGUAAACCAUUUGUAUUGGAGAGCAAUGCUUGA